GCCUGUCAAACAGCCAUCCGAAAAUGACAAACAGGCGAGCAGACACACAGCGAUCAUGAUCUGCCCGAUUCAUCCGCAAAAACAUUCAAUGUCGUUUGCCAUCAUUUGACAGAUACGCGCCAGACUGCCGAGUCCGUGUUCUCCUGUUUCCGCAGACGAGAGGUGGAAACCCGCGAUGUGUUGGUGACCGCACACUCAAUCACAACGCCAUCGGACUGAAGCAGGAGAAGACCUGCACCACUCCACGCGUGUGGAUAUGCCUACGGGGGAACUUUUCAUCGCCUGAUUUUCUUCCCUAUUUUAUUUUAUAGCACCCAAUAGCCUCGCCCUAUCUCCCCCAUGAAAAAUACUCUCUGGAGCGGCGUGAUGAUGUCGAGCAAAAGCGCAGAAUGGCUGCAGGACGAACUUGAGUCCGGCGGGGGCUCGCUGCUGCUGCUCGACUGCAGGUCGCACGAACUCUUCGAGUCCUCGCACAUCGAGUCCGCCAUCAACUUGGCUAUCCCGGGACUUAUGCUCCGGAGGUUAAAAAAGGGCAAUUUGCCAAUCCGAUCCAUUAUUACCAAUAACGAGGACAAGGAGAAGUUUGUGAAGCGCUGUAAAACGGAUACGGUGGUGCUGUAUGACGAGGCGACCACGGACUGGCAGGAGAGCGGAGCCGCGGGCUCUGUGCUCGGACUCCUCAUGCAGAAACUGCGGGAUGAUGGAUGUAAAGCGUUUUAUUUGGAAGGGGGAUUUAACAAGUUUCAAACUGAAUACCCAGAGCACUGCGAGACUAACUUGGACUGCUCCUGUCCAAGCAGCUCUCCGCCCUCAUCCGUUCUGGGACUUGGGGGACUACGAAUCAGUUCAGAUUGUUCUGAUGGUGAAUCAGACCGGGAACCGGGCAGUGCCACGGAGUCAGAGGGCAGCCCCUUACCAAGUAACCAACCAGCGUUCCCGGUCCAAAUUUUACCCUAUCUUUACCUGGGCUGUGCCAAAGACUCCACCAACUUGGACAUUCUGGGCAAGUACAACAUCAAGUACAUCCUAAACGUAACUCCCAACUUGCCUAACAUGUUUGAACACGAUGGGGAAUUCAAGUACAAGCAAAUUCCCAUUUCUGAUCACUGGAGCCAAAACCUUUCUCAGUUUUUUCCGGAAGCCAUUUCUUUCAUUGAUGAAGCUCGUUCCAAAAAGUGUGGCAUCUUGGUGCACUGCCUAGCAGGCAUCAGUCGUUCAGUCACUGUCACAGUGGCAUACCUGAUGCAGAAGCUCAACUUGUCACUCAACGAUGCCUACGACUUCGUCAAGCGCAAGAAGUCCAACAUCUCACCCAACUUCAACUUCAUGGGGCAACUUUUAGACUUCGAAAGGACACUAGGGCUCAACAGCCCCUGCGACAACCGCUCGCCCACCGACCAGCUCUUCUUCACCACACCAACCAAUCACAACAUGUUCCAGCUGGAUACGCUGGAGUCCACAUGAAGGCCAGCAAAGGAAGCUGGGUUGGAGCAGCCACCCCCUUGAAUGUUUAUCUCCCAUCUCCAGGGAAGUUUUUGACCUGGAGGACCAGGCCAGCAGCAGUGGCGAAGGGUGGGAUGGAGGGUGGGUAAGCACAUGGGAUCGGUUUUCAGAAGGGUACUGGUCUCGAAGGCGUACACUUUGAAGGCCCUGCAGCUAUUCUGGUGGAUUUUAAUGCAGCAUUUCUUGCCUUUAUGGAACAGACUGUUCUUUUUUCGGUCUCUGUUUGAUAAAAGAAAAGAAACGAUGGACUUUUGCACAGUGCUUCAUGCAAAGAGAAGGAAGCAGGACUGCUGUUCUUCAAGUUGCGGUCUUGUCGCAACAAUGCCCUUAACCUUGUCUUGAGUGGUGCCAUUGUACUAGGAUUUUUUGUUGUUUUAAUCUGAGGGAAUCUCAUUCUGCGGAAUGUAGGGUUGGAUUUAUUUCCUUUUUUUCUCAAAACAAAGACAAAAACACCAUCUAAGAGGUGCACAAUACAUUCAAUACAUGCAGUCUGUCUGUUUCUGUAUCUUUGUAUAUUUCUUCUCAAAGUUCGCAACAAAUCUGUACAUGCAUAGAAACGUUGUCCAAAGAAGUUAUGGUAUGUUGGUGACAGAACCGAAUUCUGUGUCGUCACCAACAAAAACAAACAUUGUGCCCCCCCUCCCCCUUACAUAGGAACCUCUUUUUUUUUUUUUUACAUUUGCAAUGACCUAAUGCGUUUUGCACAGUGGUGAAGCCUUUCACUUCUUGGCACUUAAAACCGGUACUCCAAUACACAUAAAGAGACUUUCAGAGGCCAGUUCUAGGCUGCGACGAGGCCAUGCAGCUGCAUGGGGCAGUCGGGCUGCGCUGGCGAGGGAUGACGCACUUACUUAAAGCUCAUUGUUCCUUAACUGCAAAUGACAGAUUGACGUUUCUGUCCUAGCUACGAGUCCCAACAUCGUUUUUGAAAGUGUUUGUUAGUGUUCAUUCACCUUUUGGCCUUGGUAAUUCUGAUUACAGUAUGAAUAUAUUGUAUUAAUUUCUAAAUAAGAGUAUAUAUAUUCUCUAUAUGUAUUUGGGCAUGUGUUCCUCUCGAGUUGUGGAACGUUGUCAGUUAGAUGAGCAUUGAAUGUUGAGAAUCGUUUUUUUAACUACUAUUGCUGCUCCUAGGGCAGCAAGCAGUGUGCAACAAUGGCGUUUUCUGACCACAGAAACGAACGUUUGGGCCUGAGUGGACAAAUGCUUGAGUUAACAGGGUUGCUUUAAGCUGGCCUUAAAUAACCUUUUUAAUUCUUUCCUACUCUGACUGUUCAAUACUGUUUGUAUCUCACUUUAGAAAUCAUUGUAUAAAAAAAUAAAUAAAAAAAAACUUUGUUCAUUUUUAAAGUAAUCAAUAUGUAGUAAUAAUGGACGACUAAUGGUCUUUAACGGGUCAGUCAAGGUUGUAUUUGUUACCCUGCAAUAUACUCAACCACCAUUUGCAGUAUUUUCUAGAUAAUGACCUCGGGUUUUUGAUUCCUCUGACUUUUUAUACUAGAAAUACAGUAUAUCUUCAUUUGCUUUGAAACUGUGGUGGCUUUUCACCUGGGGUGUCCAAAGUACAGGGCUUGGCAUUACAUUGUAUGUACUUGGUGAAUUCAUUAGGAUGUGUGGCAUUUUGAUCAAUCUAUACACUCACUUUUCAUCUGAUUUAAUUUAGCCCACAGAAUUUCAUAAUGUGCUAUACGUCUACUCCUGUGGCCUUUCAGUGUAUCUUAAUAUGUAUUUGUGCAGAUAUGCAACCAUCAUCUCCUUAAUAUAUCAUUGUGGAUGUCUAUUUCUCAUGCUUGAAACAACUUAUUAGAGGUCAAUGUCUCUUACACCCAACUCUUACACCCUAGGUUUGAAAUGUACUUCAUUUCAGAGUUUUUUAAUUGUAUUUUAUUUUUUAAUGUAAAUCUGUUCAAGCUGCUUCUUGUGGAGGAAUGUUUGUAUCUGUAACAAUGGAAAAGAGAACUCUUCAAAUUUUUCUCUGUUUUUAUAUUGCCAGAACACAGGAACAAGUUUUUCUGUGGAUAUUUCUUGUAGCUACAUAACAGUAAGAGAUGGUGAUGCGAUAAUAAGUGUAAGAAUGAAAGAUGGAUAUUAUGAGGAUGAAGCUGAAAGAAUAAGGAAAUGUAUAUCUUACCUCACUGAGGAAUUUUUCAGGGAUUUUUAUUUGACAAUGCGUCGGCAUCGUGUUACAGCUUCAAAUGUCAAAGAGCUGUUUUAUAUGUGCUGUAUACAUUUUUUAAAAGAUUCAAUCUAUAUAUGUGUAUAAUACUGGACUUGGUAACUGGGCAGUUAAAUUUUCUGGAUUAUGAAGGAUAUACAAUUGUCCCUAUGUAUUGUAUAGUAUAUGAAAACCAAUACAAGACUUGUUUGUACUGCAAAUAAAUAUUGAAUUAUUUUUUUGGUUA
Myxocyprinus asiaticus (Chinese sucker) is the source of this 3902-nucleotide messenger RNA. Its product is annotated as dual specificity protein phosphatase 7-like. The record is from RefSeq and is a predicted model, not a curated record. Gene Ontology annotation, biological process: negative regulation of MAPK cascade; protein dephosphorylation. Gene Ontology annotation, cellular component: cytosol; cytoplasm. NCBI's taxonomy places the organism in Eukaryota, Metazoa, Chordata, Actinopteri, Cypriniformes, Catostomidae. Gene Ontology annotation, molecular function: protein tyrosine/threonine phosphatase activity; MAP kinase tyrosine/serine/threonine phosphatase activity. The transcript has 3 exons. The coding region runs from base 340 to 1464 and encodes 374 amino acids.